AUGCGCUGGGCCUAGGUGAACGCAUACAAAUCUGAACAUCUAUCCUUUAAAACGAAGCAACAACCAAAAACCCUACUUCUCACAGCACUCGUCUCCUUACCGCCGCGCCGUUUACCUGUCCUCCCGAUUUUCUCUGCAACUACACCACUCUGCAGCCAUGGGAAAGGUCCACGGUUCUUUGGCUCGUGCCGGUAAGGUGAGAGGGCAAACUCCCAAAGUGGCCAAGCAGGACAAGAAGAAGAAGCCCCGCGGCCGCGCCCACAAGCGCCUGCAAUACAACCGCCGAUUCGUCACCGCUGUGGUUGGCUUCGGAAAGAAGAGGGGACCCAACUCGUCUGAGAAGUAGGGCAAAGAUUCAAGCUUUGAAAAGAUGACAAUGUCUUCGUAGAUUAAGAAACAAAAGGCUUUAUUUUUGUUUAGUUGUAUUUGGAAGUGUUGGAUUAUGUUGGAGGUUAUAUUUGAAUCAGCAGUGAUGUGAUGUUGCUUCUGGGUUGUUCUCAAAUUAUUGUUCGUUUUGUUGUUGA
Molecule: messenger RNA, 524 nt
Organism: Pyrus x bretschneideri (Chinese white pear)
Lineage: Eukaryota; Viridiplantae; Streptophyta; Magnoliopsida; Rosales; Rosaceae
Product: 40S ribosomal protein S30
Exons: 3
Coding region: 158-346 (62 amino acids)
Biological process (GO): translation
Cellular component (GO): cytosolic small ribosomal subunit; ribosome
Molecular function (GO): structural constituent of ribosome
Source: RefSeq, a predicted model, not a curated record